AUGUCUCUAGAAAUGCCUCUAGAAUCUUCUCCCCGCGCCUCUUCACCCGCCAACUCGCCCGCCGCCACGGGCGCGAGCACCGGCCGCCCUUCAUCCCCCGCGCCACCUGGAGGUGCUCGAACUGCUAUCCGACGACGAGCAGCCGCCGACCAGAAGGAGAAGAUCGCCAAUGCGCGGCCCAGUAGCACAAGAGCCGCCGGCGCUGGUGGCAGCAGCAGCACCAUGCUGAGACUCUACACGGAUGAAUCCCCCGGCUUGAAGGUUGACCCCGUCGUCGUCUUGGUUUUGUCUCUGGUCUUCAUCUUCAGCGUCGUUGCUUUACACAUUAUUGCCAAGAUUACUCGCAAGUUCUCAAGCUAG
Xylaria bambusicola is the source of this 360-nucleotide messenger RNA. RefSeq names its product Sec61beta family-domain-containing protein. Gene Ontology annotation, biological process: intracellular protein transport. The record is from RefSeq and is a predicted model, not a curated record. NCBI's taxonomy places the organism in Eukaryota, Fungi, Ascomycota, Sordariomycetes, Xylariales, Xylariaceae. The transcript has 4 exons. Bases 1 to 360 code for a protein of 119 amino acids. Gene Ontology annotation, cellular component: Sec61 translocon complex.